AUGCCCAUCACCAUUUUGCCGCCUCUUCAGGCGGCGUCUCGCCAGUUUCAGUCGACUGCAACAAGGAGAGUGGGCGGCUGGUCAGCCACGGCAGGCGCACGGCACAAUGACGACGACGACGAAGACGACGACGACAAAAACGACGAAAACGAUGAGGACAAUGACAGCGAUGGCGCCGCACCCGACAACACGGGCGGCUACGAGAUCGUGACGCCCGGCGAAGUCAUCACAGACGACCCGCAGUGGAUGCGCGGCCACGGCACGUACGCCGACACCCGCGGCGCAUCGGGCGGCAUUGUGUCCUCGCUCGCGGGCACCGUCGUCCGCACCAACCGCCUGCUGUCCGUGCGGCCGCUGCGCGCGCGCUAUGCGCCUGAAGUCGGCGAUCUCGUCGUGGGCCGCAUCGUCGAGGUCCAGGCCAAGCGCUGGCGCGUCGACGUCGGCGCCGCGCAGCUGGCGGCCCUGCCGCUGUCGGCCAUCAACCUGCCUGGCGGCGUCCUGCGCAAGCGCACCGAGACCGACGAGCUGCAGAUCCGCUCCUUCUUUGCCGAGGGCGACCUGCUCGUGGCCGAGGUGCAGCAGAUUUUCGGCGACGGCGUGGCCGUGCUGCACACGCGCUCGCUGCGCUACGGCAAGCUGCGCAACGGCGUGUUCUUUGCGGUGGCGGGCGGCGGCGCGGGCGCAGGCGCGGGUGUCGUGCGGGCGCGGCGGCAGGUCUGGACAGUCAGCGGUGACGACGAGGAUGACGAUGGCGGUAGUGACGACAACAACAAUGCGCACGGCGAGGACGCCGCCAUGCACGGCACCAAUGACACGUCGGGCAGCCACCGCCAUGCUGCUGCGUACGGCACGGGCGCUGGCAAGAUCGAUGUCAUCCUGGGCGUCAACGGCUACGUCUUUGUCGGCGCCCACGUCGAGCCACAGUCGGCGUCGUCUGCUGCUGCUGCGUCUGGUGCAUCGCCAGGACCUUCUGCCGCUGCCGCCGCCGUCGGCAUCAACAACAUUGAGGAGGCGGUCAGCGCCGCCAUCUACUCGAGCCAGAACGACCCCGUCAGCCGCGAGACCAUGCGCGAGAUUGCCCGCCUGCGGAGCGUCGUCGGCCUGCUGGUCGAGCACCGCCUGCCCAUCGACGAGGCCUCGGUCAUGAAGGCCUACCGCGAGGCCCUCGACGUCGCCCGCCACUCGUCGGACCGCGGCGAGGACGACGUGUACCUGGGCGGCGAGCGUGGCGACAAGAUUGCGGCAGGGCUGGGAGGGCGGUAA
This is a messenger RNA of Sporothrix brasiliensis 5110, 1263 nucleotides long. RefSeq names its product exosome complex component RRP4. Gene Ontology annotation, molecular function: RNA binding. Gene Ontology annotation, biological process: U4 snRNA 3'-end processing; nuclear polyadenylation-dependent rRNA catabolic process; exonucleolytic trimming to generate mature 3'-end of 5.8S rRNA from tricistronic rRNA transcript (SSU-rRNA, 5.8S rRNA, LSU-rRNA). NCBI's taxonomy places the organism in Eukaryota, Fungi, Ascomycota, Sordariomycetes, Ophiostomatales, Ophiostomataceae. The record is from RefSeq and is a predicted model, not a curated record. Gene Ontology annotation, cellular component: cytoplasmic exosome (RNase complex); nuclear exosome (RNase complex). The transcript has a single exon. Bases 1 to 1263 code for a protein of 420 amino acids.